GCCCCACCAGUUCCUCGCCCCGUCCGGCGGCCCCACCAUCCCUCCCAUUUCCUGAUUUUCCGCACGCCUCGAUCAACGCCGACGCCGACGCCGCCGGCGAUGAGCGCGAAGCAGCUCUGCGACGCCCUGGCCGUCGCGGGGUUCGACGGCGGGGAACCGCUCGACCCGGAGAGCCUCGACUGGGCGUUCCUCCAGGGAGACGACUCCCGCCGCGUGCUCGCGUGGAUCGCCGCCCGCCUCCGCCCCGCCAACGUCCUCUCCGCCUCCGACCUCGAGCUGUAUGAGCAGCUUGAACUGGAAGGGAAGCUUCUGGAGGGGGAGGACCUGGAUUCCGCUUUCGACAGUAUUUCAGUCUUCUCGGAAAUUGGAGAGAACCAGGAAUACACAUUCCUGUCAGAAGAAAGUCUGGGAGACAUCCGUGACUCAAAACAUGCACUUAGAGCUGAAGUUUCUGAUUUGGAAAAGAAGCUCGCUUCAUUGGAAUGGCAGCUUGAUUUGCUGACAUCCCAAGCUACCACCAUCACCCAGCGAAACAAAUCCCGUGAAUCUGCUAAAACUAGGGCAACUGGACAACUUACAAGAUUAGAUGACAAACUUGCUAAGAGAAGUUUAGAGAUGAAUGCUGUGCUCGGAAAACUUGUUGCUACCAUCCAGGAGUUGUCCUACUAUCAUUCAGAAGCUGAUAUUGGAAUCUACCUGUCAUACUGUGAUUUCCAGUCUUAUGUAAUCAGUAACUUGGGUUGUACCAAAGAACUGAACAAAUGGUUCACUAAGAAGUUUGAGAAGGGACCUCUCCAUCUUGUUGCCAAAGAAGACGUGCCAAGGGGAGAUUCUGAAAAGCAUCAUCAUUUAGUAAAUGAACUGAACCGAAUUAAUUCAAUAUUUGCUAAAAGUAAGAGGCAGUACAUAGAAGCACUAGUAGAAUAUGCGAAGGAGGAGGCUAAACUCUCAAAGCUGAGAUCUCAGUUGGCAUCCCAACAGUCAUAUAUUCAUGAAGACAUCCAUUCUCUAAGGAGGAGAAACUCUGAACUUACCGAUGAGCUUAAGGAUCUCUCCCUUCAAGUUCAGGGAUGCCUAUCCGAGACUGUUGCAAUCUUGUGUGCUGACCUGGCUCGACUUGAGGGUGCAAAUAUUUUGCAAGGGGAUCAUAACUUGAAGGUUCACCGUCAAGAAUGCUAUAUAGGCCAGCAGAAAAGGUUCAUCAAUCAUUUGGUUAAUCAGCUUGCUGCGCAUCGGUUUCUGAAGAUAGCUUGCCAUCUUGAAAGACGGACAAAAAUUUCGGGCGCUUAUUCAUUGCUCAAAGCUAUAGAAAUGGAGUUGCAGAGCUACUUAUCAGCUGUCAAUGGCCGCCUGGACCGAUAUCAUUUACUUGGUCAACCUGCAUCUGACAUGAUUGAAGAAGGGUCUGUUGAUGACCGGGAUACUUUUCUCCAUGCCGUGAGGGAUAUUCUUAGUAGUCAGUCAGGUGCUCAGACAGUGACACCAACAUAUGUUUCAGCAUAUGCUUUGGUUGAACAGAUAUCAGAACUGGCGGACGAGCUGCACUGUUAUCAGCAUGAGCUUGAAAAUGUUCUUCCACGUGAACGAAGAAGAUUCAUCGAUGAACAAUGCAGGAUGAUUCAAAUACUUGAGCAGAUCCUAUCUGUACCUGUGACACAUAUGCUACCAAAAUUUACACCAUGGCCACUGGCGCAAGCGCUUGAAGAAUUAGAAAUGAUCAGCUACGAAGUCUCUGCUUCUGUUAAUGAAGUAACGAUGGCUCGAGAGGAAAAGGCCAAGAUGUUACAACAGCCUUCACGCAAUGUGCAGCAGGAAAGACGAGUAUUCACCGAUUUCUUCUGCCACCCAGGACGGCUGGAGAAUCAAGUCAGAGAGCUCAGUUCUCGUAUUAGAGCAAUCCCCGAAUAAUCUUGGGUAGGGUGGUCAAUAUGGCCAGUGCAAAGUCUUGCUUGGAUCCUCAAACUUAGUUGCCAUGUCUUUUCUUGCUUGGCCCUCUUUUUUUUCCAGGGUUUUGACAUACGAGAAGCAGAAUCGUACAUCCUCGGAAUUGCAACAACUGAAGAUUGUUGAGCUUAAUUUUUUGUUUGUUUCUAUUACAUCAACACAAAGUAUACCCAGUAUAGUGCUUUAAGGGGAAUAAAAUAACAGAGGGACCCAUUGUAUAUAAUCAUCAGUUUUCAGUGCCUAGUUCUUUUGAAUCUUUGUGAAGACUGAUUAUGCUAUAGAAGAAUUCAUUUUGCUA
Messenger RNA from Lolium perenne, 2242 nucleotides. RefSeq names its product AUGMIN subunit 3. Gene Ontology annotation, biological process: microtubule organizing center organization; spindle assembly. NCBI's taxonomy places the organism in Eukaryota, Viridiplantae, Streptophyta, Magnoliopsida, Poales, Poaceae. The record is from RefSeq and is a predicted model, not a curated record. Gene Ontology annotation, cellular component: microtubule organizing center; mitotic spindle; HAUS complex.